AUGGCUUCAGUGAUGAAAUGGAAAUUACGUCGCACCGCCAAAGUCAACCUCAUCUUACCCGGCGGCUACAAAGUGCCCAAAGGCUCAGUCGUGAUCCGGUACAAAUUCGUCAAAGAUGGGACGGAGUCAGUGGAGUAUGAUCCAAUGUUUCAGCUCAUUAGGCCAAACGAUUUGUACGUGCGCUCAGAGAAGCGAGUAAAGUGGUCGCCAAAGACAGAAGCUGUGGCACAACCCUAG
Messenger RNA from Plenodomus lingam JN3, 237 nucleotides. NCBI's taxonomy places the organism in Eukaryota, Fungi, Ascomycota, Dothideomycetes, Pleosporales, Leptosphaeriaceae. The record is from RefSeq and is a predicted model, not a curated record.